AGGUUAUGGUUAAACACUCAAACAAAACUCAAAAACUCUUCCUCAAAAACUCUUUCUUAUAAUAAAAUGGAAUACAAGUCACAAUCCUAAAGAAGUUUCUUAUCCUGAAGGCAGGCUGAACUUAGGAUUCUUUUUGGAACUCAAAAUGGAGCUUAUCGAACUCUUUGAUCCUGCUAUAAACAAACUGUUGAAAGUCAAAGUUCCAUCCAAGAUAGCUGAGAAGUGCAGGAAAAAUGCAGAAUUUGCCCAGGCUCUCUUUGAAGAGAUCCAGAGAGAAAAUAUCCAGGAUGGGUCCGUUUUGGAAGUGGCCACUUCAGAUAUGGACGAUGAUGAAAGCCCCAGUUGUGGGACUAAUAAUUUGGAGGAGUUUUGGACAAAAGAAGAGACUCUCAAGUUCUUUGAAAUAUUGAAGAAACACAGACAUUUUCUAGAACGCAGCACAAACAAGGAUGGAAAAAUAUGGCAAAUUGUAUCAAAUGAUUUGGCAAGUGCUAAUAUUAAAAAGGAUGCCAACAAAUGCAAAAACAAAUGGAAGAAUGCUCAUGAAGCUUUCACUGCUGUGAAAGAUCACCCUGGUCAGAAAUAUCAGUAUUUUGAAGAAGUAUCUGCUAUUGUAGAUGAUUCCCAAAAAGAGACUACAGAAUCUGAUGAAAAUCCUACAUUUUCAUCUUCCAGAUCCAUAAAUAAAUAUAAUUCUCAAAGAGACAGAGGAAUAUGGACAAAUUAUGAAACUCUGAAGUUUAUGAAAAUUUACCAAAUAUUUAAACGUAUUUGGAAAACCCAACAUGAUAAACAGUAUUGGCUUGCCAUUUCUAGAGAGCUUGCCAAAUAUGGAAUUAAUAAAAAUCAUAAACAAUGUGAAUACAAAUGGAAAAGUUUACAACAGAACUAUAAGAAUGUUCAAAGUUUACAGAAGAAUGUUCGUCUAAGAAGAAGUAAACAACUUAAAUUUCAUUUUCUACAACAAAUGGAGGAUUUGAUGAAUAAUGUUGAUUUGGAGGACCCCCAUGAGGAAGUCAAAUUUAUAGAUACUGCAGAGGAAGACUUCCAGAUGGGCAAGGAUGGCAGUCAAGACAGUAAGCAGUUUGAAAUGGAGGAAAAGAUGGAGGAGGCUGAAGAUGAGGGGCAUAAGGAGGAGAAUAAUGAUGAGGCUGAGAAGGAAGAGAAGGAGAAGCAGACAACACAUCUUUCACAACAUGGUUAUUGGUUAGACCAUCAAACAUCCAAGCUGAUUGAGGCAUGUAAAAAGCACAAACACAAAUUCUCAAAGUUGCCUAACAAGAUAGUAUGGCAGCUCAUUUCCACAGAGUUGGUCAAAGAAGGUAUACAGAAGGAUGCGGACAAGUGCCAAAAAAAAUGGAGUAAUUUGAAGCGGUCCUACAGGAACAACCGCCACUCGAACGGUAAUUCGGGAAGAUUUUAUUUCACCAAAGAAAUGGAUGAGGCCCUCAACGUCGAAUCGUAUCAGAAAAAAAUUGAAAAUGGAGGUACAAGGACGGACGACUCCGACAAGGGAAUUGUGGAAAGGUCCAUUAAUAGUUUGUCGGACCGAAAAAGUGUCGAGAAUGGUCACAGCAAAGGAAACGUUUCCAUUGAUGAUGUCUAUUUCAAGUGGGGAGAAAAAAACACAGCUAAAAGCGUUUCGUGGUCGAGGUCGGAAACCGUCGCUCUCAUAAAUGCAUAUCGAGAACACAAUAAAGCCAUCACCAACACGACAGACAAGGUCAUCGACUGGAAGGAAAUCUCGACGAUGCUGAACUCCAAGGACAUCCACAAGACUUCCACGGAGUGUUGGGAAAAGUGGUCGAAUCUCUACAAAGACUAUGUGGCCAAUAAGGGACCAACAGGGAAAGGCAGUUUCGCCUUUCAAGCUGAAUUCGACGCGGUUUUUGAUACUAAAACUGAUACCGAGGUUGGGGUGACCCACUGUGACCAGUGCCGAUGCUGUGAAAAGAAGAUGGCCGACAAGCAAAAGAGGCACAUGGAGAGAAUGAGCUUGUUGAAGAUGAGGCUGGAUGUAGAGCAGAGAAAAGUGUUGGCCUUUGAGAAAUACUUGGAUUCCAUCACUUCUUGAAUCAAGUCGUACAUAGGAGUAUUUUAUUGUCAAAUUGAUCAUAUUGAUCAAUUAUUAUAUGAAUAUAUAAAGAAAAAAACCUUCAAGUUCUUUAUUUAAUAUUAUUUAAAGAAAAUUUGAGAAACAAACUCUAGUUUAUAACAUAACUGACGAAAAUAUUCCACAAUAAUUUUGUAAAAAUAAAAUGGUAAGUUUUUUACUGUUUUCUUCUUGCUAUUCUAUGCAUUUAAAAAAAACGUUGGGACAAUAUUACUGAUGAAAUCAAAUAGUUGAUUCUCUAUGAUUUUUUCCUUUCUGAAAUAUGCUAAUUUUAGUAAUAUUACUAGUUAUAGAAAAAAAUUAAAGCAAUUUAGUCCUAUAAUUACACAUUGUGAAUAUAAUUAUUGCUUGCUAUGAAUCUUCAAUAAGUAUAUUGUUUUCAAAUAUCCUACUGGAAUAGUUAUUGUUUUAUUGUCGAAAAUUUUUCUUGAAAAAAAAAAUUGUUCAUUAUGUGACAUAUUUUUAUGCUACAAAAACAAAAUAUGAACAUAUCCCGUCAUUUUUGCACAAGGAAUUAUUCAAUAUAUCUGUGAUGAUUCGAUGAUUGGAAGACAGUGUGGCAGAUAAGCCGUCAAUCCUCAUGAGAACAUCUUCAUCAAGAUGAACAUUGACAGAUAGUGUUUUCUAGAUAAGAGUCCAGACACAGCUAUACUUCUGUCCUUUUCUGUUUUC
Molecule: messenger RNA, 2785 nt
Organism: Phaedon cochleariae (mustard beetle)
Lineage: Eukaryota; Metazoa; Arthropoda; Insecta; Coleoptera; Chrysomelidae
Source: the annotation of a GenBank genome assembly